Molecule: messenger RNA, 11288 nt
Organism: Meriones unguiculatus (Mongolian gerbil)
Lineage: Eukaryota; Metazoa; Chordata; Mammalia; Rodentia; Muridae
Gene: Xpo4
Product: exportin 4
Exons: 23
Coding region: 309-3542 (1077 amino acids)
Biological process (GO): protein export from nucleus
Cellular component (GO): nuclear pore; cytoplasm
Molecular function (GO): nuclear export signal receptor activity
Source: RefSeq, a predicted model, not a curated record
GCACCACCUUCCAUGGUCAGUAAUGAACAACGCCAGCAUGCAGAGCAUAUAUUCCUAUCAUUUAGGAAAUCCAAAUCACCAUUUGCAGUUUGCAGGCAUAUUUUGGUUCUUCAUGCUUUGGAAGUAACAGUUGAAGAGAGGUGAGGAAAGUUUGUGAAAAUUGUGAUCGGUGAUUAGCUGCCACCUGCCUGAGGUGUCUUCUGAGAGGAACUAACCUCUUUGUGGUGCUAGAGCAAGGUCACUGGAUUAAAAACAGAACAGAAACCAGUAAAGUGGACUAUGUCCUUUUCCAAGCUGCCACAGCCAUAAUGGAAGCCGUUGUCCGGGAGUGGGUUCUCUUGGAGAAAGGCAGCAUCGAGUCGCUGCGAACAUUCCUCCUAACCUAUGUCUUGCAGAGGCCUAACCUCCAAAAGUAUGUUCGGGAGCAGAUUCUAUUAGCAGUAGCAGUGAUUGUAAAAAGAGGAUCAUUAGAUAAGUCAAUUGACUGCAAAAGCAUUUUCCAUGAAGUCAACCAAUUGAUAAGUAGUGGCAAUCCCACUGUGCAAACUCUGGCCUGUUCUAUUCUAACUGCUCUGUUGAGUGAAUUCUCAAGUUCAAGUAAAACUAGCAACAUUGGACUGAGUAUGGAAUUCCACGGUAACUGCAAACGAGUCUUUCAGGAAGAAGACCUUCGCCAGAUCUUCAUGUUAACGGUUGGAGUUCUGCAGGAGUUCAGCAGGCGGGAGAACCUCAGUGCUCAGAUGUCCUCAGUGUUUCAGCGGUACCUUGCACUUGCCAACCAAGUCCUGAGCUGGAAUUUUCUCCCUCCAAAUUUGGGCAGACAUUAUAUAGCUAUGUUUGAAUCCUCACAAAAUGUGCUGUUGAAGCCAACAGAGUCCUGGCGGGAGACUCUUCUGGACAGCAGAGUUAUGGAGCUUUUCUUCACAGUACAUCGAAAAAUCAGAGAAGAUUCAGAUAUGGCCCAGGAUUCUCUGCAGUGCCUUGCCCAGUUAGCUUCUCUGCAUGGACCCAUCUUCCCCGACGAAGGAUCCCAGGUUGAUUAUCUGGCACAUUUCAUUGAGGGUUUGCUGAGCACAAUCAACGGAAUUGAGAUAGAAGACUCUGAAGCUGUAGGGAUCUCCAGCAUCAUUAGCAAUCUGAUAACUGUGUUCCCUCGGAAUAUUUUAACUGCCAUCCCCAGUGAACUUUUCUCCUCCUUUGUUAACUGCCUCACACACCUCACUUGUUCUUUUGGGCGGAGUGCUGCGUUGGAAGAAGUGCUUGAUAAGGAUGACAUGGUAUACAUGGAAGCAUAUGAUAAGUUGCUGGAGUCCUGGCUGACUUUGGUCCAAGAUGACAAGCAUUUCCAUAAAGGCUUUUUUACACAACAUGCAGUUCAAGUUUUCAAUUCUUACAUUCAGUGUCACCUUGCUGCUCCAGAUGGCACGAGGAAUUUGACUGCCAAUGGUGUGGCCUCUCGAGAGGAAGAGGAAAUAAGUGAACUCCAAGAAGAUGAUCGAGAUCAGUUUUCUGACCAACUAGCCAGUGUAGGAAUGCUGGGAAGAAUUGCUGCUGAACACUGUAUGCCUCUUCUGACAAGUUUAUUAGAAGAAAGGGUAACAAGACUCCAUGGUCAGUUACAACGACAUCAGCAACAAUUACUUGCUUCACCUGGAUCAAGCACCAUUGACAACAAAAUGCUUGAUGAUCUCUAUGAAGAUAUCCACUGGCUUAUUUUAGUUACAGGCUACCUCUUAGCUGAUGAUACUCAGGGAGAGACUCCGCUAAUACCUCCAGAAAUAAUGGAAUAUUCCAUUAAGCAUUCAUCUGAAGUUGACAUUAAUACAACACUUCAAAUUUUGGGAUCUCCAGGAGAAAAGGCUUCUUCCAUCCCAGGGUACAGCAGAACAGAUUCUGUGAUUAGGCUGUUGUCUGCUGUGCUAAGAGUCUCAGAAGUUGAAUCUCGAGCAAUAAGAGCAGACCUCACCCAUCUACUAAGUCCUCAAAUGGGCAAAGACAUCGUUUGGUUUCUAAAACGCUGGGCCAAGACUUACCUCCUGGUAGAUGAAAAACUGUAUGAUCAGAUAAGUUUGCCAUUGAGCACAGCAUUUGGAGCAGAUACAGAAGGUUCCCAGUGGAUUAUCGGCUACCUCUUACAGAAAGUCAUCAGCAAUCUGUCAGUCUGGAGUAGUGAGCAGGACCUUGCGAAUGAUACUGUGCAGCUCCUUGUCACUCUGGUGGAAAGAAGAGAAAGGGCAAACUUAGUAAUUCAGUGUGAAAACUGGUGGAACCUAGCAAAGCAGUUUGCAAGCCGAAACCCACCUCUUAAUUUCUUGUCAAGUCCAGUGCAGAGGACACUGAUGAAGGCCCUGGUCUUAGGAGGAUUUGCACAUAUGGACACAGAAACCAAGCAGCAGUAUUGGACGGAGGUUCUGCAGCCUCUGCAGCAGCGAUUCCUGAGAGUGAUAAACCAAGAGAACUUUCAGCAGAUGUGUCAGCAGGAGGAAGUCAAGCAGGAGAUCACUGCCACACUGGAGGCCCUGUGUGGCAUUGCUGAGGCCACUCAGAUCGACAAUGUAGCCAUUCUUUUUAAUUUUUUAAUGGACUUCCUUAACAAUUGCAUUGGGUUAAUGGAAGUAUACAAAAAUACUCCAGAAACUGUCAAUCUCAUUAUAGAAGUUUUUGUUGAAGUUGCACAUAAACAGAUAUGCUAUCUUGGAGAGUCCAAAGCUAUGCAUUUAUAUGAAGCCUGCCUUACUUUGUUGCAAGUAUAUUCUAAGAAUAAUUUAGGGCGGCAAAGGAUAGAUGUUACAGCAGAAGAAGAGCAGUACCAGGACCUGCUUCUUAUUAUGGAGCUUCUCACCAACCUUCUCUCAAAGGAGUUCAUAGACUUCAGUGACACAGAUGAAGUGUUUAGAGGACACGAGCCAGGACAAGCAGCAGGCAGAUCUGUAUCAGCAGCUGAUGUCGUCUUAUAUGGAGUGAACCUUAUUCUGCCCUUAAUGUCACAAGAUCUUUUGAAGUUUCCAACCCUUUGUAAUCAAUAUUACAAAUUGAUCACAUUUAUUUGUGAGAUUUUUCCUGAAAAAAUACCCCAGCUUCCUGAGGAUCUGUUUAAGAGUCUGAUGUAUUCCCUAGAACUAGGAAUGACGUCAAUGAGUUCGGAAGUAUGCCAACUCUGCCUUGAGGCCUUGACACCAUUAGCUGAACAGUGUGCUAAAGCACAAGAAACGGAUUCACCACUCUUUGUAGCAACUCGGCAUUUCCUUAAGCUGGUUUUUGAUAUGCUGGUCUUGCAAAAGCACAACACGGAGAUGACUACUGCAGCAGGAGAAGCUUUCUACACAUUGGUGUGUUUGCACCAGGCUGAGUAUUCUGAACUGGUUGAGACAUUACUGUCAAGUCAACAAGACCCAGUCAUUUACCAGAGAUUAGCAGAUGCCUUCAACAAGCUCACUGCAAGCAGCACUCCUCCUACCCUGGAUCGGAAGCAGAAGAUGGCCUUCCUAAAGAGUUUAGAAGAAUUUAUGGCAAAUGUUGGUGGUCUCCUUUGUGUAAAAUAAACAACAGAGCUAUAUGCUUAACUUAGAUCCUUUCUGCAAAGUGCACUGAAUUGCUGAAAGUUGACUUGAGUCUUGUCCUGUUCCUCAGUUCAUUUGACCAUUUUGGAUUUUGGAGAGCCUGAGACUUUGACGUGGAGAUGGUGAAACAGGAGAGGUCAACUUGAGAUCAGCUUCUGUCAUUAGGUGUUGGCCAUGAUCUGCCAUAUACUUGUCUUCUAGAUUCUGAAUGGUGAUUUAAAAUUUUCAAAAUGCAAUUCUGUGUAUGUGCAUACAGAUAUGGGCACCAUGAAAUUCAUAUUCAGUGCCUUUUCCCCUUUUAUCAAAGCAUAGAUGGCUAGCCAAAGUUGAUAUGUUCUUGGCGUUAUUUUUCAAAAUGUCUCCCUCAUCACUUGAGCUGGUUGUAGGAAUGGAUUCUUGGGCCCUGCUGUGCAUCAUCAGAAUAUUUGGUUGUUAGACUCUGCAGUCUCUAUUUUAGUAAGCUCCCACCCCCAUCGUUACCCUCAAAGUUUUGAAUCAAUGCAAGAGAUGCUAUAAGAGAUUUUGUGCUUUCCAACAUUUCCUUCCUUCAGUGAUUAUGCAGGAAGAAAAGUCAUCACCAGGUGUUUGUUAGUUUCACAGUUCAUCUUUUCCCUGCUUCCUCACUUCCUUCCCUUUCAUCCUCAGUGUUGCAGGUUUUGUAUAAUUAUUGCAGGUUUCUAAUCAGACUGUGAUGCCUGAACUUGAGGAAAAAGUGUGUAUAUUUUUGUUCCAUAAGAAUAACUUUAGGAACUGUAGCCAUUUCAUUGCCUUAAUUUUAAGAGGAAAAGAGAAACCAGAUUUGUUUUAGAGCGAAAUUAAGCCUUGACACUUAAAAGUUGGCUUAGGGUAUUAGCUGCUAUGAACCACUUGCCCCUUUGAUUAUGUAUUUAUGUAAGUUUAUCAGUGAAAUGAAAGGAGCAUCCCUGUGUGGUUACCUUUCUCAGUGUGUUUCUGUCCAGCCACACAGCCCAUAUCUAUUCUGAAUGGCUUGCUUAAGCAAUAACUUUUUACUAAUUGCAUAGACUAUUGCACAUUGGGGCAUUAGGGGCAAUAAUUAUGCUAAAGUGGGUGUUAUCCUCAUGUCACAGGAGCCACACUAAUUCAAUUUCAAAGACUAAAAAUUUAACCUUAGCUAGGCAUGGUGGCACAUGCCUAUAUUCCUAGCAUUUAGGAAGCUGAGUGUGAUGGCCAGGCUAGUCUAGGGACAAAGUAUGAUCCGUCUUUUAAAAAGAGAAAAAUUCACUUUAGAUUCUCUGGCUUUUCUAAUCAGGAUUUUUAUACUGCUGCCGUGUUCCUCUUAAUUUUUGUGCCUGCUUUAAUUAUUGAAAGGAAAGCUCAUUUAUACACAGCAGGCCUCUGACCUGCCCACUGCUGAACAGGCACACAGUGCAGUGGCAACAAGAGGUCUCUACCCAGGUGCAUCCGAGACUGCCGUGGAGGGGCAGGCUCCUCUGCUGAUCUUUACACCUCUCUGCUAAAACAUCCAGAGGUACUGGCCUCCUGCCUGAGCUGCACAGUGUGUGCAUCUUAACAGGUGAUGCUCUGGGAAUUUUCUGUAACGGUAUAGACAGAGCAUCUAAAUUCCAUCCCCCCUGUACAUGUGACGGUAGGUGUGCACGGAUACAAAGCUGAGGGCCGUGAGUUUAUUGAGAAUCCUUUAUUGGUCACCAUUUAGUAACAGUAAGUACGGAGAGAAAAAAUCUAAACAUUGCAAAGAAGAAAAACAAUAUUCUUUUAACUACAUGCUUUCUAUUUUAAAUACUUGGAAAGGUUGUUUUUAGAGCUUUUUUUUCCUCUUUACUUGAAGUGAUCUGCAGCAGCAGUCACUCUGUUCUCUCGUUCUUGAUGUUUGUGUUUCCUCAGCAGGUGUUGUUUGUGUGUACCUGUGUGUGUGAAGGGUAUGGGCCUUUUGCCAGAAGGCCCUAAGAUGCAACCGAAUAGAUAGGUCACUGCCAGGACAGAGCAGUUACCAAAUUCAAGUAGACAUGUGUAUGAAUGCUUUGGUAAAUAAUCAGGCAUCUUCUAUGUAUAAUAACUUCUAUUCAGACAGAACUAUAUUUAUUAAAUUUGCCCAGAUCCUGGUAUGAUGCUCCAAUUCUGUUACACCUUCAAAGACUUAUUUUAGAUUGGACCAAAUAAUGCUCAAAUGAUCACCAGAAUGUUGAUUAGUGGCAAACUGAGGCUAAAAAGACACCGCCAUAUUUUAGAUAAUGGGACUGCCACUUGUUGUACCACCUAGACAUUUCAGGGUGUUUGUGUAUUUUGUUUGCUUUAUUCAGUGUUUAGUUUGUUUUAUUUUGCCCAGUUUUGUUUUUAGCUUUGUUUACUAGGGCGUCAUGAACUUCUGACCUUUAUAAAGGCUCUACUUUCUUGAUGCUCUUGCUCCAGUGAGUGUUGAGGCCACUGAAUUCAUGCUUAAGAGCUACUUUUUCAAAUUAAAACUGACUGUUAAGUUGUUGAAAAUAUUUUUGAAACAAAAGCUAUAUGUGCCCUUUUAAAAUACGUAUUAAAAGGACGCUGUUAAGUAUUUGAUUUUUUCAAUUUUUGUGUUAAAUUUCAUUUGUUCCUAGAGUAUCUUUUGGCCUCUAUUUUUUCAGUCCUUUUGUUUACUUUGCCUCAUUUUAUGCUUAUUCACCAUUGUUUCCCAGGGCACAAUCACUGAGUAGUCACACGGUCACUAGGGAGGCUGCGUGCCAACAGUGGUGCUGAUGUAGCAGCUCCUGCCACUGGGCUCUGUAGGGCUCUGGAAACGGUAGGGAUUGAUGUCUUUGUGUUGGGUUGCUGGCUCUCUGGAUAGCUCAGCUAAUUGAUAGUAUUUGACAGUGUCCUUUCCAACAUAGUAGCUGACUCUUAUUCUGGUGGAAGACUGUUACGUCAACAUGACUGCACUGUUUUUGUUGGGUACAAAUGACAUUUUGUGUAUACUUUGUAAUUUUUACCCCAAACUUAACUUUAAAACUUCAGAUUUAUUAUAUGGAAAAAUAUCUCUUACUCUGUUCAGAUGAGUUAAUUACUACUCUGUCACAGUUUUACCCAAAAACCAAACAGAUACAGUUUUCAACACUUUUUUGAAGCUCCUUCUGUAUAGUCAACCUAUCUUUUGUUUGUUAAUAAUUGUAUCAGUCCCUCAAGGACUGAAGGGAAGCUAGCUGUCAGUUUUGAGUUUUCGGGCCAGAGUCCCUUAGGGGAUAGAUAGUGUUGAUUGAACCCUGAAAAUAUUUUUCUUACAUUUUUACAUACAUUUUGUUUGUUAUCUCUGUUAUUAGAGGUAAUUGUCAUUGGCCCUUCCUAAGGUCAGCUGUGUCUUACAAGUAAUUAUCAAUAUUGGUUUCUGAAUAAAACAUGCAGCAUUUCAAGUCUGAAGGAACUGCAGUGUUAUGCAGGGGUGUCUCUCUUUUUUUUUUUUUUUUAAGGAAGAGUAAUGAACUUAUUUGGAUAUGAGGUUUUUAAUAUUAUAAUUUUCUACAAAAGUUCCCACAGGAUAACAGAGAUGAUUUGGGGAUGUAAUAGUAUUUUAAAUUAUUUGAAAAUGUAAGUAUAUGUUCUCUUGACUUUUUCUGAAACACUGCAUUUCUUUAAAACUUGACUUUCUAGAACUAGAAAGAAAAAAAAUAUCCAAAUUAGACAUCUUGUUGCAUUUAAGUUUAUUUAAAGGGCCGUGGCUCAGGUUGAAUUUCAUUUUACUUUCUGCAUAAGAACUGUGGCGUCUUCCCGAGUGAUUAUAAUGGGAAACCAUGACAUUUGUAGCCAAAGAAUAUAUUUGGUUCAGGUAAAACUAGAAGAUUAAUAAUGGACAUUCAUUUUGUUACUUUUGAAGAUGGAUGAAGAGAUGUUUCUAUUGUGUAGAUGUGUAUGUGGAGUUGUGAAGACUAAGGUCUUCAGCUGUGGUGGUGAUUCCCGCCUGCAGAGUGGGAGGUGUAUGGCUGGCAUUUGGCAGCUCCCUGACCCACUGUGGCCUGUUCUUCACCUGUUUCCAGAACUUCCCAGUUGUGGGAUGAUUUGGAUUUCUUGUCCUGUCUGCAUUUUAGGCCUUUUAGCUAUUAGGAGCUGUCAGGUGUGUUCUGGCGGCAAAUUACCCUAGCUUGAAGUAAUUUACCAUGUCUGCACUAUGUACCUACUGGGGGUGGGGGUGGGGAAUCUGACCUCAAGUGUGCUCUGAGCCCAGGUUUCCUGGUGUGGUGUCUUUUACCACGAAAUUAUGACAAAUUGCAAAUCCUGGUAUGGUGAUCUUGUUCUCUGUACAAAGAAAGAAGCUCUGUGCAGUGAGCUGUGGUUUAGUGGCCACAGAGUGUCAGCACGUGUAAUAUUUUUACAUUUCUAAAGAUUAAACUUUUAAACUUACACUAAGACUUUUUAGUUUUUUUUUUUAAGAGACCCAGGGAUGAGUAUACUGUUUAAAUAUUUACCUCUAUUAAUAUAACUAAUGAAGGCAUUUAAUUUUUCAAAAGAUACUGCAGUAUGAUUUUAGGAAAUAAACCUAAAUGUGUUGAACCGAUUAUAACCUGAAUAUCAAAUUGAUAAAACUUUAUUUGUAUUUUUUAAUCCAUCAAUGGGCUUUAAAAUAUGUGUUUUCACUAAAUAUUUUUAUUACAUUUUUGGUUUGACCAUGUGUGAUUUAUUCAUGGGUGCUGUCUUAAUCAGGGUUCUAUUGCUGUGAAGUGACACCAUGACAAUGGCAAUUCUUGUGAAAGAAAGUGAUUAAUUGGGGCUGAUUUACAGUUUCAGAGGUUUAAACAUUAUUAUCAUGGUGGGGAGCAUGGUGCAUCCAGAUCUGCAGGCAGCAGAAAGAGAACCUGUCUUGGAGCCCACUUCUUAACACACUUCCUCUAAUAAAGCCACACCUCCUAAUCCUUUCAAAUAGUGUCACUCCCUAGUGACCAAACAUUCAAAUCUAUGAACCUAUAGGGCCAUUCUUAUUCACACCACCACAUUUUACUCCCUGAUCUCUAUAGGCUUUUAGCAAUAUCAUAAAGACUGCAAAAUUCUCCAUAGUCUAUUAUAGCAGUCUCAACAAUAUUUAAAAAUUUCAAGUCUCAAAAAAAAAAAAAAGGUCUCAAGUCUCUUCUGAGACUUAAUGGAGCUCCCUUAAAUGUAAUCCCCUGUACAAUAAAAAAGUGGGUCAUAUACAUCCAACAUAUAGUAACAGGAUAUACAUUACCAUUCCAUAGAGGAGCAUAGGGAGGAAAUACUGGAACAAAAACAAGAACAGAAACCACUAGGGCAGACUCGUUGUCUGGUGUCAAAGUGCUCUUCAGAUCUCCAUCUCCUUUCAGCUUUGUUGAUUGUAGCACACAUCUCCUCUUCCCUUACUCUUGCUUCCCCCCCCCCCCCCCGAAGCUUUUCUCAGCAAGUAUCCCACAGCUGUAACCUCAACAUCUUGGGGGCUCCAAGGAAAUCCUGGCUCCACCUUCACAGCUUCAUACAAUGGCUUCCCUGGACAUCCAUUCAGAGACGUGCCUGACAUGUUUGUGACCUCAGCAGCUUUGUUUAGUCAUGGAGAAAGAUUGCCAAAACCCUUUUAUUUUCUUUAUUUUUUGACUCUAAAGCCAGAACCAUGUGGCCAAAGCUGCUAAGCACUGCUGCUUGUUGGGGCUGGCACUUGGCUUCCUAGUUCCCUACUUCCCUUACAUUCGAACUGUUGUUCAUGGUUUCCUUUCCUGCUUAAGCUUUUCUCUAUUUCCUUUUAGCUGGGUGUGGUCUUGCCCUCAGGUUGCCAUACCCUUUAUCCCAUCUAGCAUCAGGCUUUGCUUUAAGUUUUUUGUCUCCUUGAGCACUGACUUUAGCUCCAUCACAGUUCCUGGGGCUCUUUUUUCCCUCAAACUACAUUUUCUAUUUUUCUUGCUCAAUUUGUGCCUUUUCAUUACAGAUCUGCAUAAGACUGACCAGUAGUAAUCACAUGACAGUCAAUGAUACUAGGCUGCUUGAAAUCUUCUCUUCCAAUGACAGUAAUCCACAACUUCAGUUUAGCCUUGGGCAGAUUUUUGGACAAGGGCAGAAAGCCAUAUCCAUAUUCACCAAAAUAUCACAAGAACAGUCUCAGGAACUUGAGCCAGGCCAGCCUAAACUAUAGCACUCUCUUAAAUGCUCCAGGUAUGGCCCAUUCAACCCACUUAAAGCAUUCAACAGCUUUCAUAAUCUGAAGAUCACCAACAAGCAUAUUAGUCAGGCCUGUCACAGUAAUACCCCACUCAUGGUACUACUGACUUGUUCUAUUGCUGUGAAGAGAACCAUGACAACUCUUAGCACUGGCAAUUUCAGUUUCAGAGGUCUAGUCCAUUAUCAUCAUGGUGGAACAUAGGUAGACAGGGUGCUGGAGAAAUAGCUGAGAAUUCUACAUCCAGAUCUGCAGGCAGUGGGAAGAGAGAGCAACUCUGGGCCUGACUUGGACUUUUGAAACCUCAAAGCCCACCUGCAACAAAGCGACACCUCCCAAUUCCUUUGAAAUAGUGCCACUUCCUGGUGUACAAACAUUCAAAUCUAUGAGCCUAUGGGGGGCUUUUAUUCAAAUCACUGAAGGUGCUUGGUUCUCUGUGAUGUGUAGACACUACACUAGGCAUAUUGUAAAUCGUUAAAAUUGUUUCUAAGCGGUGACUCUGAAGAGUUUGUGUGGGUGAGUACAGGGGUGGGAAGAAGUUGAAUGCCCUAGAGCUCAGGUAUGGGCAUUUGUAAGCUGAUGUGGGAACAGUAUGCGGCCUUAACAUCUGACCUAUCUCCAGCCCAGGUUCACCCCAAAUAAUUUCAAAGGAAAUAGAUGAUACAACUGAAAUCAAGACCUGCAUUACUUUGUAGGAAUAUCCCAGAAUCCUCAGGAUAUCUAGUAACUCAGAGAGAAAUCAAAAUGUUCCUAAUCAUCUCUAGUGUUCUCCCAUCCCAUGGCUUAAGAAAUAAUUUCAAUAUGAUUGGUUAAAUCGGGGGUGGGGGAAUUAAGAGUAAAGGGCUUAGGGGUUGAAGUCCUCUUUGGCCUUCCAGGGUGGUGGGGAAUUGCCAGGGUUUUUCUGCACACCUUCAUUCUUUGCUCUAUUUUAAACCCUCCAUAUACAUGGAGUAGGAACCAAAUGUCGUGUGUGUGUGUGUGUGUGUGUGUGUGUGUGUGUGUGUGUGUGCGCGCCCACGCGCGCUGCUGUGCACUCCAGAGCAUGUGAGCACACCUGGGCAGAAAGGCAAGAGGAGGAUGUCAGGUGGCCUGCUCUAUGACUCUCAGUCUUAACUCCCUAGGGUCAGGGUCUCUCAGUGAGGUUGGGUCUGGGCUAGCAGCCAGAUGCCUAGGUGAUUCUCUUCUCUCCCCCAAAUGGUGCCAGGGUUACGGACGUGCACAGCCACAGUAGGUGGAUGCUGUGGGUGCUGGGAUUUGAAUUCAGGUCCUCCUAACAUAUGCUGAACCAUCUGUUCGGCCCCAGAAGCUAAUUUCAAAAAGGAAGAAAAUGUAAUUUGAAAAUAUAUAUUUAACUUGAUUUUGUUUUGAAUAAUCAUGUUUCUUGUGUUUGGAAUUUUGUUUCCUCUCUCCAUGUUACAGGCAGAGAACCAUAUAUGUAGGCACGAAACAUCUGAGGGCUAGCUGGAAAGGUCCAAAAUAUAAAAUUGUUUUUUAAAAGUUAUAUUUAAAACUACUAAAUGGUAUUUUACGUAAAUGCAAUAUUAAAUGGUUUGGGUUUGACCUAUACAUGUUGAUUUCAUUAUGGAAAUGUUUCUUUUUAAAUAUAUUUAUUAAAUGGAAGAUUCUUGAUAGGA